Messenger RNA from Fusarium coffeatum, 1566 nucleotides. RefSeq lists its product as uncharacterized. Bases 1 to 1566 code for a protein of 521 amino acids. The transcript has 5 exons. The record is from RefSeq and is a predicted model, not a curated record. Lineage: Eukaryota; Fungi; Ascomycota; Sordariomycetes; Hypocreales; Nectriaceae.
AUGAACCUUGGCGCAUCCGAGAUCGGUCGUCAAGAUCUCCUUCCAUGGCAAGACGGGCAACCUUUGCAGGAGCUAGUCUACUCACAUUUCAAGGCCUGUCCAAGUACAGAGAACCUUGCUAGCAACUAUGGUUACGCUAUUAACUGGACUCAUGAUCUUUCUGAUCAUCUCGCCAUUGAUUGGAAGUACAAAGAGAUCACAGUUUACGAGCACAAGAUCCAUCUUUUCAACCACCUCCGUUUUCCUGACAAUGCUAUAAUACCUGAGGAUAUCGUUGCAGAGGCAAUCGAUACGCUAAAUCUCCUGUUUCCCUUUCAGGAUGAUGCUACCAAGCGGUUCUUGGACAAGGAAAAGAAGUUAUUCUAUGGCCUCGGCUUUUGUAAUAGGCCCAGAAAGCUGGAUCUGGAUGAUUACACCUUUUGGCGAGAUAGGAUCGAAGAUCUCGGUUACAUCUUGCGCCAACCUGCGGUUGGACUACAUCAGCUGAGGCUUGACAAAGGUGGGAGCAACAUGCUUCAGAUAUCUGCUUUCUGGAUCACAGUUGUCCUGGGUUUGGUCACUCUAGUCAGCAUAGCCUUUGCGGUGGGUGCUACUGUAUACGGGGUAAAGCAGUACAGCAUUUCCUUGAAGCAGUAUGAACUUGCUGUUGCGGAGGCAUGCCUUGAUCCUGCUAUGUCCAUCUCAGAUGGAACAGACUCAGGUAAAAGUCUCGAGAGGUCCGAUAUUCCUGACACUGAAAGUACCCAUAGCGAAUUUGGAGGGAGUGAAGAUAUGGACCUCAGGAAUUUGCGUUCUGAUACCAAUGGCCGCGAUCGGGUCUCCCAGUCUGUAUUUCUUGAGGCAACAGAGGGUUCCAUAAAUGCAAUGCUCUUUGCUGGGGUCGUUGUCGCCGCUUCAGUUCGCCGGGCCGUCAACACUAACAAGGCUACUCGCCGUCCCAAAAUUACGAUUCCUCAUGGCGAAACCGGCGGCUAUACCUCGAUUUCCAGGCCAACUCACACCGAUAGAUCCACGGCGCAGGAUCAUGGCGGUGAUGGGGCAGGUACCGUUUCUGUACAGGCUCUCAACGUAGAUCAACCCACAGCUCAGGAUCCAGACAUUGAAGGAGCAAUGAAUUGCGCCAAUCUUAUCAGAAAUGAUCUUACUCCCGAACACCACGCGCAUAUGCCAAUCGCUCAAUUUGAUUCCUCGUUCGAAAUGCAUACAUCCUUAGGAGAAACCACAGCUACGUCGCAUAAAAUGCAAACCCCCGACACUCUGAGAGCUUUGGAAGACAAAGUUGACCGUGAUAUGAGUAGGCCUUUGAACGGUCAAUCCGAUGAAACAGCGCCCAAUACAGUCGCUCGACAACCCGUCAAAGUCCCCACCAACACAAGUAUCUUGGGGUGUUUUAGCGACCCUCUUCGGUAUAUGUUUAGCCGAUCACAGAUUUACAUACCGUUGCCAUCCCGUUCACAUAUCCGUGUCCUCGCAAUCCAACCUGGAACAAAUGACGAUGCUCUGGUGGCCUCCUUCAAGAUCUUGGACUUGGACACACCAAACCUUCCAUUUGAAGCUAUUUCAUAA